UCUAAGUGCUCCGACACAGCUGCUGAUGCGAUUCCGGCAUCGCUGAGUGGCGUGGCCGGUAUAAGCCGCCGGUCAGUUUUUGGCGUUGUUUCACAGUCAUUGUGUGAUUCGUAUGAUUCCUCCAACGACUAUUUCAUUUUUCGCCGACUCUGACCAUAUCGAUCCCAGUAUUGGGAUCAGGUGCCAUUUUCUCUUCCAUAACAACAAGAAGACCAUCUUUUGCGGUUGAUUGCCAGAGCACGUUGUCUUGUGUUUCAUCGCUAUUUUUUGCAAUUACUCCUUUGUGACAUUGAGAUCUCGUGCAAUUUGCAUAGAAAAAUUUGAUGACGUACAAGAAAGAGUGAAAUAUUUUUAUCAUUCUUGUAAAUACACUGUAAAUAAGGUUACAAGAGAUUUGCAAUCAUGGUAUUACAAAGCAAGUUUGUAAAUCAGAGCAAGGAGGAGCGUAUGGUGAUAACAAUUGGCGAAAUUAUACAAGAGUUAUUAAAGGCACAUAAUGAAAAUCGAGACGUUGAUCUAAAUAAAUUGAAGACGAGAAUUUCUUCAAAGUAUGGCCUGGACUCUUCUCCAAGAUUGGUUGACAUUAUCGCAGCAGUACCUAGUUACGCUAGGAACAUGCUUCUGCCGAAAUUGAAGGCUAAGCCUAUCAGGACUGCUAGUGGGAUUGCUGUUGUAGCAGUGAUGUGCAAACCACACAGAUGUCCACAUAUUAAUAUGACGGGAAAUAUCUGUGUUUAUUGCCCCGGCGGCCCAGAUUCUGACUUUGAAUAUUCAACACAAUCGUAUACAGGAUACGAACCCACGUCGAUGAGAGCUAUACGCGCGAGAUAUGAUCCUUUUUUACAAACAAGACAUCGCAUUGAACAGUUAAAACAACUGGGCCACAAUGUCGACAAAGUCGAAUUUAUUGUUAUGGGCGGUACUUUUAUGUCAUUACCAGAUGCCUAUAGAGAUUAUUUUAUACGGAACCUACACGACGCGCUGUCUGGUCAUACAAGCAGUAAUGUUGACGAAGCAGUGAAGUACUCGGAACGUAGUACUACCAAGUGUAUUGGUAUCACCAUUGAAACUCGGCCUGAUUAUUGUCUCAAGAAGCAUCUCUCGGAUAUGCUACGUUAUGGAUGCACACGUUUGGAAGUCGGUGUACAAUCGAUAUACGAAGAUGUGGCGCGGGAUACUAAUAGAGGGCAUACAGUACGUGCCGUAUGUGAGAGUUUUCAACUGGCAAAAGAUGCCGGAUUUAAGGUGAUAGCUCACAUGAUGCCAAAUUUGCCGAAUGUCGACUUGGAACGAGAUAUCGCCCAGUUUAUAGAAUUCUUCAAGAAUCCUGCGUUUCGAGCGGAUGGACUAAAAAUUUAUCCAACAUUGGUUAUACGUGGCACCGGCUUGUACGAAUUAUGGCAAACUGGAAGAUAUAAGAGUUACGAGCCCAGUGUAUUAGUCGAUUUUAUAGCCCAUAUUCUAGCUUUGAUACCACCGUGGACCCGCGUUUAUCGCGUACAACGUGACAUACCAAUGCCAUUAGUGAGUUCUGGUGUAAAACACGGGAAUUUGCGUGAAUUGGCUCUAGAAAGAAUGAAGGAUAUGGGCACAGAGUGCCGUGAUGUUAGAACACGCGAAGUAGGAAUUCAAGAAAUACAUCAGAAAGUACAACCCUAUGAAGUUGAACUUAUACGACGUGAUUACGUAGCCAAUGAGGGAUGGGAGACAUUUUUGUCAUACGAAGAUCCCUUGCAGGACAUUCUAAUUGGCCUGCUUAGAUUAAGAAAAUGUUCUACCAGCACAUUCAGGCCGGAAUUAAAAGAAAAAACUUCUAUAGUAAGAGAGCUUCAUGUUUAUGGCAGCGUAGUACCUAUUAGCGCUCGCGAUCCUACAAAAUUUCAACACCAAGGGUUCGGUAUUUUGUUAAUGGAAGAAGCUGAACGAAUCGCAAAAGAGGAACAUAAAUCUGAUAAAAUUUCCGUAAUUUCAGGCGUUGGUACACGUAAUUAUUACAGAAAAUUGGGUUAUGAACUUGACGGUCCAUACAUGUCUAAAAUGCUUAUAUAACUAAGAAAGUGAAUUUUCAGAGAGAGAAAAAGACAAUAAAUAAUAUAUGUAAAUAAAUAAAUAAUGAAACUAAUGCAAUAUUAAAAACG
Messenger RNA from Temnothorax curvispinosus, 2138 nucleotides. RefSeq names its product probable elongator complex protein 3 (gene Elp3). Gene Ontology annotation, biological process: tRNA wobble base 5-methoxycarbonylmethyl-2-thiouridinylation. NCBI's taxonomy places the organism in Eukaryota, Metazoa, Arthropoda, Insecta, Hymenoptera, Formicidae. The coding region runs from base 403 to 2049 and encodes 548 amino acids. Gene Ontology annotation, cellular component: nucleus; cytoplasm; elongator holoenzyme complex. The record is from RefSeq and is a predicted model, not a curated record. Gene Ontology annotation, molecular function: iron-sulfur cluster binding; acyltransferase activity, transferring groups other than amino-acyl groups. The transcript is spliced from 9 exons.